This is a messenger RNA of Paramuricea clavata, 642 nucleotides long. Lineage: Eukaryota; Metazoa; Cnidaria; Anthozoa; Malacalcyonacea; Plexauridae. The record is from the annotation of a GenBank genome assembly.
AUGUUGACAACCGUAUCAUCUCUUGAUAUUGUCAACCAUGACCAUACCUACUGCAAAAAAGCCAACACCAUAGAAGAUUUGGAAGUAGACCAAGAUAGGAAAACCCUAGAGGAUAAACUAAAAAUAAAAAUAAAAGGCUUGCAGCAACAAUUAAGGCGAACUAAAGCCAGAAAACAGACCAUGGGAGAUAUUAUACAAGAGCUACAACAAAAGCUUCUUAUCUGUCAAGAUGAUGCAGAACUACUUUCGGCAAAAUUUGAUGGGGUGCAACUUGCCAUUUUCAGAGACACAAAAAAUAAUGUUAGCUGUGAUCCUUGUGGGAGGAGAUAUGUAGACGUUGUCAAAGAAUUCGCAACAACAUUAAAUUACUACUCACCAAAAGCAUACGAAUAUGUAAGGUCAAUAAUUCCACUACCACAUCCAUCACUUAUUAGAAAGUGGUCAAGUGUUGUUGAGUGCAAUCCAGGAUUCUUUAAAGAGUCAUUUGAAUCCCUAAAAAAGGAAGCAUUGCUCAGUCCUGAAAAGAAAGACUGUUGUCUUAUAAUUGAUGGGAUGGCAAUUAAGAAGCAAACUCUAUGGGACUCUAAAAAUGAUAAGUAUGUGGGGUUUGUAGACUAUGGAUAUAGCUAUACCUACCAGUAA